Suhomyces tanzawaensis NRRL Y-17324 is the source of this 549-nucleotide messenger RNA. RefSeq lists its product as uncharacterized. The record is from RefSeq and is a predicted model, not a curated record. The transcript has a single exon. Lineage: Eukaryota; Fungi; Ascomycota; Pichiomycetes; Serinales; Debaryomycetaceae. The coding region runs from base 1 to 549 and encodes 182 amino acids.
AUGUGGAAUGACAUACUCCAAUCGCUCAACGAGCGAGACAUUCUUGAAAAGAAGGACUCCGAGUAUUAUGCUGCAUUUGCACAGCUAGCCCAGCAGCUCCAGGCGGUAGGGCUUGAGUCCACCUCGCCUUCGCCGUCUCCCUCGCUCACCACAUCAGGUGAAUACAACCGAGAACCUGAUCUAGCCAAAGAAAACCACCAGCUCAAGGCAGAGAUCACCAAGCUCAUUGAGGGAAUUAACGAGAAGACUAUCGCUGCCGAGAAAGCAGAGCUCAGGGCCAGUCAAGCGGCAAAAGCUAAGACCAGCUUGGAAAAGCAGAUCGACAAGCUUAAUACCAAAAUCGAGACUUUGACAGCGCAGCUCAAGGAGAAGGAUCGGUCUAUCGAGAUCAUCAACGACGAGGCGCUCUUGAACCAAAUCCAGUCAAACGUGCUCAAAGACGAAAUCGAGAAGGUGAGGCAUGAAAAUGAGAGCUUGAUCAAGAGAUGGAUGGCAAAGGUACGAGAGGACGCCGAACGUUUGAACGAAGAGAACGCAAAGGCGGGAUAG